Molecule: messenger RNA, 691 nt
Organism: Hyalella azteca
Lineage: Eukaryota; Metazoa; Arthropoda; Malacostraca; Amphipoda; Hyalellidae
Product: WSC domain-containing protein 2-like
Exons: 5
Coding region: 1-639 (212 amino acids)
Molecular function (GO): sulfotransferase activity
Source: RefSeq, a predicted model, not a curated record
AUGUGGGGAGAGACAGAGACCCCAGGCGCCGGCACGACAAUCCUGCAGAAAACUCACAGCCUGCCGCAGUCGCUGCUGGCGGCCACCGCUCAUUUUCCAAUGGAGUACCGCGUGGACCCCUCAGUGCCCACGAAGCUCGUGUUGCUCAUGCGUAACCCUGCGGAGGCUCUGCUUGCGCUGCGUCACUACCAUGCUGCUGGUCACACUGGCUUCGCUCAGCCGGCGCACUUUCGGGGCAAAGACUGGGCAGAGUUCACCAGUGAGCGAUCCGUCGCAUGGUUUGAGCUCUACAAGGCGUGGCUGCAAUGGCCGUCAUCGUCUAUGCUCGUCAUGCACUACGAGCAAAUUCAGGCAGCGCCGCUUGAGGAGUCGCUUCGCCUGCUGAAGUUCCUGGGCGCGCCACUGGACAUGGGGCGCCUGCAGUGCUCCCUCAGAUACACUGAAGGACAAUUCAAGCGGCCCAGCUACCCGAAACACAUGCAAGGAUACUCGAUACCUCGAAACGUGUCCCAGUACCUGCAAGAUGCCCAGCGCCGCUUGAAUCUCAUCCUUGAAGAGAAGAAUUUUCCUCGCAUCCCCGCUCAUCUUUACAGGUUUUCUCCCUCCGUCAUAGACACGAUUUCGGCGUUUGCUAGAUAAAUUCACAGUGCGAUGUCUGCAAAUGACUAAAUGCCAGGGGCUAUACUUUCAA